AUGAGACUUGCAUUUAUCAUUUCGUUCGUUAUCGCAUCCUUCGCGCUAGCUGAUGAAACAGGUGUAUCAGGUCCUUCUUCUGUAACUAGCAAUACCGACACUUCCACUGUUACUACAGCUCCUACCGAGACCGAAGACAACCCAUACACAAUCUAUCCGAGCGUUGCUAAGACCGCCUCCAUCAAUGGUUUUGCUGACAGAAUCUAUGACCAAUUACCUGACUGUGCUAAACCAUGUAUGUUCCAGAAUACAGGUGUCACUCCAUGUCCAUAUUGGGAUACCGGAUGCCUCUGUAUCAUGCCCACGUUCCAAGCAUUAGUAGGAAACUGUAUUGCAGAGAAUUGUCGUGGUCAGGAUGUGCUCAGUGCUAGGUCUCUAGCCACUUCCAUUUGUUCCAGUGCAGGUGUCUGGGCACCAUAUUGGAUGCCUCCUGCCAGUGUCACUUCCUUGUUGGAGUAUGCUGCUACAGCUGUUUUCACAAGUGAUGACAGUAGCAGCUCUGUUGCAGGUGAGUCCACCAGUAUCCAAACUGCGGAAGCCUCAUCUACACAGCAAGUAUCAUCCACAGCAGCUACAUCAUCCGCUGAAGAAACAACAUCCGCUGAAGAAACAACAUCCGCUGAAGAAACAACAUCCGCUGAAGAAACAACAUCCACGUCUUCAGACCCUUUGAUUACUACAGCUCCUACCGAGACCGAAGACAACCCAUACACAAUCUAUCCGAGCGUUGCUAAGACCGCCUCCAUCAAUGGUUUUGCUGACAGAAUCUAUGACCAAUUACCUGACUGUGCUAAACCAUGUAUGUUCCAGAAUACAGGUGUCACUCCAUGUCCAUAUUGGGAUACCGGAUGCCUCUGUAUCAUGCCCACGUUCCAAGCAUUAGUAGGAAACUGUAUUGCAGAGAAUUGUCGUGGUCAGGAUGUGCUCAGUGCUAGGUCUCUAGCCACUUCCAUUUGUUCCAGUGCAGGUGUCUGGGCACCAUAUUGGAUGCCUCCUGCCAGUGUCACUUCCUUGUUGGAGUAUGCUGCUACAGCUGUUUUCACAAGUGAUGACAGUAGCAGCUCUGUUGCAGGUGAGUCCACCAGUAUCCAAACUGCGGAAGCCUCAUCUACACAGCAAGUAUCAUCCACAGCAGCUACAUCAUCCGCUGAAGAAACAACAUCCGCUGAAGAAACAACAUCCGCUGAAGAAACAACAUCCGCUGAAGAAACAACAUCCGCUGAAGAAACAACAUCCGCUGAAGAAACAACAUCCGCUGAAGAAACAACAUCCACGUCUUCAGACCCUUUGAUUACUACAGCUCCUACCGAGACCGAAGACAACCCAUACACAAUCUAUCCGAGCGUUGCUAAGACCGCCUCCAUCAAUGGUUUUGCUGACAGAAUCUAUGACCAAUUACCUGACUGUGCUAAACCAUGUAUGUUCCAGAAUACAGGUGUCACUCCAUGUCCAUAUUGGGAUACCGGAUGCCUCUGUAUCAUGCCCACGUUCCAAGCAUUAGUAGGAAACUGUAUUGCAGAGAAUUGUCGUGGUCAGGAUGUGCUCAGUGCUAGGUCUCUAGCCACUUCCAUUUGUUCCAGUGCAGGUGUCUGGGCACCAUAUUGGAUGCCUCCUGCCAGUGUCACUUCCUUGUUGGAGUAUGCUGCUACAGCUGUUUUCACAAGCGAUGACAGUAGUGACUCUGCCGCAGCCAUUUCCACAACAGGUGACAGUACCAGCUCUCCAACAGGUACUACCGAUAAUGUUUCUCCAACAAGUUCUGAUUUUUUCUCCAGCACAGUUUCUCAAAACAGCAUGACUGCGUCAACUACUGAAUCAAACGUUACUCCAAUAUCUUCUGGUGUUUCAGUACCAACACAAGUUGUUGACCCUGCACUUAUUUUCAUUAUAUCACUUACUUUCAACAAUAAUCAAACUUUGUUCGAAUCGAAUGGUACGCAAAUCAAACUUUUCGAUGGGUUUGAAGCUAAGUUUAGUAUUGAGGACGGAUUGAUCAAUAUCAUUGGAGCAGGUUACAUCAAGAUAGAUUCUAAUGGAAAGUUGCUUAUUACUGCUAGAGAGCUGGCAACAGGUGGAUGGGGAAUGAAUGGAAACAGACUCACAUUGACACCAGGUAAUUCGAGAUUGUUCAAACGUCAAGAUGAGGUUAAUUUCUAUGCUUGUCCUGCGGAAGUUGGCUACGACGUUAGUGUUGAGGGAGGAGAAGGCUGUACUUUAAUUGAAGCAUUUGCAGCAAACGUGGACUCCACCAGUCCAGAGCAAAGUACAACCGCUAUUACCUCUGGUGAAACUAACGCAUCGGAAACCGGUAAACCUUCUGAGCAACCCGAAUCAACCGCUGGUGUUUCUUCAACAGAUAGUUCUGUCCAAAGCGCAUCUGAAUCGUAUCCACGUACAUCCAUAAUUACCACUCCUAUAGUAUCAACUAAUGAAGCCGGGGUCGUUUCAACUUACACAAGUACUAUUGUUGUCACUCAAGUAAGUGAAUAUUGCGAACAGCAAUCAGCCAAUUCCAUUCAAAAUGAGGCAUGUGUUUCUCAAACAAGUGCAGCUGCAGUGCAAUCCACCUUGACUGUGGAAGAGCAAAAGAUAAUUACUGUUAUUGUAUCUUGCGAAUCAGCAAUUCUGUCAUUAGAGUCAGUCAAGGCAAGUGCUCAGCAACUUACAAAGACUGAAGUGGUUCAAAGUUGUAAAAGUGCAAUCAGCUCGCUCAGUCUGGUUGACGCUGGUGCUCAUGCAACAUUGAAGGCACUUAUAUCAUCUCAAGAAUCGGUUGUUGCAGUGCAAACUUUGGCUGCUGCUGCUCAACAAUCUGCUGCUCAAGUCCAACUAAGUGCUGCUCAAGCUCAGCAUUCAUCCGAGGCAAUUGCACAAGCAGAGUCUGCUAUUGCGCAAGCUUCGCAAGCUAGUGUUGACGCCGCCCGUGCUGUUAGUAUUGAAUCACAAGCUGUAGAAUCUGCUGCUGCCUUGGGUGUUACCCUCGACUCGACAUCUACAAUUACUGAAUUCAAUACAAUUUACUCAACUGCUAAACAGGUGGCCAAAUCAGACUCUUUAGCAGAGUCAAAACAAACAGUUGCUGCUGAAGGUAGAACUCUUGAGUCUAGUGUUGUCUCAUCUACAACAAACGGUGCCACUGGUAGUGCUGUUGGCACAGGCGUAGAGGGAGAAACAAUACAAACAUUUGCACCUGAAAAUGCCGGUGCCAAAUCAUUUGGUGCUUCGGCACAAAUGAUAGCUUCCAUGAUUGCAAUUUGUUGUGCAAUCUUGAUUUAA
Molecule: messenger RNA, 3276 nt
Organism: Lodderomyces oxycetoniae
Lineage: Eukaryota; Fungi; Ascomycota; Pichiomycetes; Serinales; Debaryomycetaceae
Gene: CSA1
Product: Csa1p
Exons: 1
Coding region: 1-3276 (1091 amino acids)
Biological process (GO): intracellular iron ion homeostasis
Cellular component (GO): extracellular region
Molecular function (GO): heme binding
Source: RefSeq, a predicted model, not a curated record